Bursaphelenchus okinawaensis is the source of this 1593-nucleotide messenger RNA. Lineage: Eukaryota; Metazoa; Nematoda; Chromadorea; Rhabditida; Aphelenchoididae. The record is from the annotation of a GenBank genome assembly.
AUGAAUGGUCGACUUCAAAGCGUGCUCAGAUCACCAUUAAUGCGGAACAACCAGUUGAAUCACAUUGAGAACGGUGUGAAACACCAUCAUCGGCGGAGGGACUCGAACGGUCUGCCAAGGAUCGUCCAGUUCGAUGAGAGUGCGGAUGAGUACAGGUGCUUCUGUAGCUGUUUGCAUAUUAAGACGGGUACACUUGUCAUUGCGGGUGAGUUUUUUUUAAUUUUUUUUUAAUUGGAAAGAAAGUUUUUUGCAUUUUUGUUUUGUAAAGAAAGUUCUUGCCUUUUUUAGCUUUGUAAAGAAAAUUCCUGCCAUUUUUUGUACUGUAAACAAAGUUCUUGUCAUUUUUACAAAAAAUACUUGUAGGUAUUGAAUUCUUCCUAAUAUUAUUCUUCUUCAUCAACUCAUUCUUGGUGAGUUUACAACAAAAAGAUAGCUACAAUUACAAGCACGGUGACCGAACAACCGACUACGUUCAUGUAGCAUUCAUCAUAACAGCCGUAUGUUCAGUUAUAUCAACAUUAUGCGUGUUAAUGAUGGUAAUUGGAGCGCUGAAAAAUGUUGGGAGUUUACUUAUACCUCAUAUGAUCAUUCAGGUAUGGACAUUACUGAAGUUUUUUUGGCUUACUCUACCCUACCCUACCCUACCAUACCCUACCCUACCCUACCCUACCCUACCCUACCCUACCCUACCCUACCCUACCCUACCCUACCCUACCCUACCCUACCCUACCCCUACCCUACCCUACCCUACCCUACCCUACCCUACCCUGCCCUACCCUACCCUACCCUACUCUACCUUACCCUACUCUACCUUACCCUACCCUACCCUACCCUACCCUACUCUACCCUACCCUACCCUACCCUGCCCUACCCUACCCUACCCUACCCUACUCUACCCUACCCUACCCUACCCUACCCUACCCUACCCUACCCUACCCUACCCUACCCUACCCUACCCUACCCUACUAGCAUACUUUAAAUCUUAUCGUACUCUUUAUCGUAUCUUAUUGUUAGUAGAGCCGGUUGCACCUCAUUUCUUACAGUAUCAUAGACACUACCGUACAAUAAAUCUUAGCGUACUUUGCCUCCAAAAGCACUCUUGUUGUCACGAUACUCUGAAUUUUACUAUGUGUUAGUACCAAUAGUAAGGUAUAAAAGCUUUACCGUACUUGGAGUCUCACUGUUCCGUAGCGUUAGACAUUAUAACACUACUAUUUUUUGCCUUCCCCAAGUGUUUUUCGUUGUUUUACCCUUCUAAUUCUACUUUUCUUUCAGGUUUUAACAAUCCUCACGUUAGGCCUAUUAAUAAUCCUUGGAAUAGUGGCCGUAUCUACCGACCUAGCCAUUUGUUAUCGUGUAUUCAACGCCGCACCGUUCCACGAGCAUCCUCAACAAAGUACAGUGGCCUUGGAUACGAAUACGAUGCUCAGGGUGUAUUUCGUACUUGGCAUGGAAAUCUUAACAUUUGUGUUGGAGAUCUACUUUCUACUAGUCAUUUACAAUUGUCAGCAAUAUUUUGUGGAACGACGACAGUACAUGAAGUACUGUAUGGCUUACUCGAAGCCUAUGGAAACACUUAAUAGUGCACGGUGA